ACUUCGGGCGUUGUACAUGGCAUCUCAUUAACAAAAGAGGCAAUAUCAUUACCUUUAUCUCACAUUCCGCCGUAAUUAUUUUUCAAAGGAAAAUAAUCGACUUGAAAAGGGAAGUUUAGCAGUUGCGGAUUGUGUGUUUGGUCAGCGUUGUUUUGCGCGCGCAGGCUCUCCGAGCACCGAGUCCGCCGCGAAGAAGCAGCUCGCCGCCUUUGUUCAUUCAUUCCAGCCGCUGGGAGUCUUUGUUGGGGGAGUGAAAGAGGGAAAGCAAUGGGAGCCCAAGUCGCCAAAAACGGGGCAAAAGACGAAACUGCUGCCGAAAACGCCCCCGAAGCCGGAGCGAAAGCAAACGGGCAGGAAAAUGGCCAUGCUAAAACCAACGGCAAUGCCUCGCCUACAGCAGAUGCAGCCGGCGAGGAGGUCCAGGCCAAUGGCAAGCACUCGGCAGACGAGGAGGCCAAGGCCGAAGAUGGGGCGGCCGAAGGCGAAGCUGCGAGCGCCCCUGUAGCCAACGGAGAAGAAUCAGCCAAGUCGGAGGAGAACGGCUCCGCAUCAGGUAGCGAACCCGCCAAACAGAAGAAGCGCUUCUCCUUCAAGAAGCCCUUCAAGCUCAGCGGCUUCUCCUUCAAGAAGAACGCCAAGAAGGAGGCCGAGGGUGGCGAAGGUGAGGCCGCAGCGCCAGCCGAAGAAGGCAAAGAGAAGGCCGAGGCAGAAGAGGCAAAGCCCGAAGCUGCUGCUGCUUCUGCCGAAGAAGGAGAGAAGGAGGCCGCGGAGGCCCCGGAGCCGAAAGCCGAAGAGCCGAGCGCAGGUGAGGAGAAGAAAGCGUCCGAGGAGGUAGCGGAGGAGAAGCCUGCUGAGGCCGCGGCUGAAGAACCCACGCCUGCUGAGAGCUCGGAUGCCCAGCCUGCUGCUGCGGAUGCUGCUGCAGAGUAAACGAGGUCCGUUGAUGGGGAGGCGACAAGCCUCUUUUUAAUGAAGUAAUAAGGAGCACAACCACGGAGGAUUUGUACAAAACCAAUGACCUUUCAAAGCUGUCUUAUUACCUGUAGUCAUUUCAUCCACUCCUACUCCAUCCAGUAUGCUGCCGUGGUGCUCCCGAAGGAAGGGUUGGAUGCUUUGAUUGGAGAACGAAGAGCACCAUACUUCAGUUCCUCCAUAAGUGUUUGUUACAGUAUUGCGUAUGGAUGUGUGCAUAAGUGUGAUGCAGUAUUUUUUUUGUUUUAUGUUUUUUCAUACAUGUUAAACCAUUUUAGUGUCAUAUGAAAAAUUGAAAUGUUAGAUGAAGAAAAUGAUGCCAUACCAUUAGGUUCUGCCAGUGUUUUGCUAGGAAAAGGGAGCUACUGUGAAGGAAAUAUGGCAUUGUGGGUUGAUUCACAGAUCAGAUUAUUGUUCGUCUUAUGUCUGUCAUCACGUGAGUCACUGAAAGGGGUGCUCUGAAUUUAACCAGCUGCACCAAAUCCAGCAGCACUGUGUGGUUGUGUAGGCUUUGUCAUGUUGUCUUUUAUUAUUUUUUUUUAACUUUUUCAGUGCUAUAGAUGAAGUUCGACUCCCCCCCCCCUCCUCUUCCUCCUCCAAACCUUCUUCCUUUCUAACAGAAUGGUGAAAUGUAGAUUGAAAAAUUUUUGACCUGUGAUGACUAAUACUGUCUUUUCUUUCUUACCGUGCUGUGCAAGUAUGUGAAAUUGCCAGUGCAAUCAAAUAGAAUAUGGUUUUCUGUAAAUACAAGGUCUGUCACUACUUGAUUUUUAAAUGGAAUGUAACUUUGCAUACAGAAUUAUGGAUUCAACUCAAUUUCAAGGGGCACAGAAAGCAAAAAUAAAGGAUUUA
This is a messenger RNA of Colossoma macropomum (tambaqui), 1824 nucleotides long. RefSeq names its product myristoylated alanine-rich protein kinase C substrate b (gene marcksb). Gene Ontology annotation, cellular component: plasma membrane; actin filament bundle; cytoplasm. The transcript is spliced from 2 exons. Gene Ontology annotation, molecular function: calmodulin binding; actin filament binding. Gene Ontology annotation, biological process: central nervous system development; actin filament organization. Lineage: Eukaryota; Metazoa; Chordata; Actinopteri; Characiformes; Serrasalmidae. The record is from RefSeq and is a predicted model, not a curated record. Bases 268 to 930 code for a protein of 220 amino acids.